Messenger RNA from Salvia splendens (bonfire salvia), 1683 nucleotides. RefSeq lists its product as uncharacterized. The coding region runs from base 190 to 1515 and encodes 441 amino acids. Lineage: Eukaryota; Viridiplantae; Streptophyta; Magnoliopsida; Lamiales; Lamiaceae. The transcript has 4 exons. The record is from RefSeq and is a predicted model, not a curated record.
UUUAUUGGAAGGAGAGAUUAAUCGAAAAAAAGAAGGGUAAAUGCGUGUUGUGUACUGGAGUCGACUGAGGGUAAAUUCUUGCAGCAAACAGAGAGAAAUCCGCUGCAGAAACAAAUCUUCUAACCCUCUGAAAUUUCCUUGUCAAAAUAAUACUUACCACGAGUUCUUGUGCUCAGUCUGGCAAAACCUAUGAUUCUUAAUCCUGCUACUCGUGCUUACUCAACUGAGGCUAAUGUUUCUGGCCCUGGAAGCCACUUAAAUGGAAGUUCAGCUGAAGACAGCGAAUGGGAAAAAACUAAAUGUCUUCCUGGUUUUAUAUUCCUAUGUAAUAUGAGCACAAAGUUGCAAUGCUACCAAUACCGUGUGUUUGGACUUCCCUUUGGCAGAAUGGAAGUGGUGGAGAAGAUAAAGAUUGGCUCAAAGCUAUUUUUGUUUGAUUUUAAGUCAAAACUUCUAUAUGGUGUAUAUGAAGCAACUUGUGAUGGAAACCUUAACUUGGAACCUGCAGCUUUUGGAGGGCAAUUCCCUGCUCAGGUAAAGUUCAAAAUCUUCAAGGAAUGUCUUCCAAUUCCUGAGAGUUCCCUCAGGUAUAUUAUAAAGGAGAACUAUACAGGUGCAAAAUUUAAGCAAGAACUCGAUGGAGAGCAAGUGGCGAAAUUGAUAUCAAAUUUUCGUCCUUUGGCUUCAUCGGUAUGCCAGCCUGCUCCACAAGCUCUGGCCAAUGUACCCCGACCAGGGGUCGAUCCUCCUUCGCCAUUAAAAUAUCUUCAUAACCUUACUGGGAGACUGCCUAACAUGGAAGUUCCUUACACACCUGCGGUGCAGUAUAACAACAUCCGCCCGCCAGUGGAGGCUCAACCUGCUGUUAACGUCACUUAUCCAGAGUACAGCUUUCAUAGAAAAGCAGCUUAUGUGGAAAAUAUACAGCCAACUUUAGACCAUCAAAGUUUUCCGGCAGCCAGUAGUUAUGCUGCCCAUCCUCAACCUCAACACCCAUUGUUUGCCGAAGCAGGUUAUGUGGGAAAUGUACAGCCAAAUUUUCCAGCAGCCAGUAGUUAUGCUUAUGCUGCAUAUCCUCAACCUCAACAACCAUUGUUUGCCGAAGCAGCUUAUGUGGAAACUGUUCAGCCAACCGUGGACCAUCAAAGCUUUCCAGCAGCCAGUGGUUAUGCUGCCCAUCCUCAACCUCAACAACCAUCAGCUUAUGUGGAAACUAUACAGCCAACUUUGGAGCAUCAAAGUUUUCCGGCAGCCAGUAGGUAUGCUGCGUAUCCUCAGCCUCAACGACCAUUAUUUGCCGAAGCAGCUUAUGUGGAAACUGUUCAGCAAACUAUGGACCAUCAAAAUUUUCCGGCAGCCGGUAGUUAUGCUGCCUAUCCUCAACCUCAACGACCAUUGUAUGCCCAAAAUGCUGCCCAUCCUCAACCACAACAACCACAGCUUGCUGAAAAUGUUGCCCAUCAAGAGCAGCAGCCAUUAAGCCGAUUUUAUUUUAAUAAUUAUGCUUCAUCAUAAGAAACUGAUCAAACUAGCUUUAUCCCUUUCCCUGCAGCAAGCCACCACCCCAGUUUUUCUUCUAGUAUAAAUUUAGUCUGUGAUAUGAUACCGUCAGUGUCUUAUUUCAAACCUUUGAACUCCUGAAAGAGUAUCUAGAUUUACUUACGUAGAAAUUAUGAAUCACAA